Molecule: messenger RNA, 1071 nt
Organism: Anoplopoma fimbria (sablefish)
Lineage: Eukaryota; Metazoa; Chordata; Actinopteri; Perciformes; Anoplopomatidae
Product: LIM and SH3 domain protein 1-like
Exons: 8
Coding region: 116-913 (265 amino acids)
Cellular component (GO): focal adhesion
Molecular function (GO): actin filament binding
Source: RefSeq, a predicted model, not a curated record
AGAGGACUGCUUGUGUCCCAGAGCUUGCACUUUACUUCUGAACUCUUUUUUUAUUUUAAUUUUCCCUUUUUUUUAUUUGUUUGUUUGUUUGUUUGUGAGGAAUUCCUGCACCAACAUGAAUCCGCCCUGUGGAAGAUGCAAUAAACCAGUUUAUCCAACAGAAAAAAUAAAUUGCCUUGAUAAGUAUUGGCACAAAGGAUGUUUCAGCUGCGAGGUAUGCAAGAUGGCCCUGAGCAUGACGACCUACAAAGGCUUUGAGAAGAAACCUUACUGCAGUAUGCAUUAUCCCAAAACCUCCUUCACCAUCGUGGCCGACACGCCGGAGAAUCUGCGUCUCAAACAGCAGAGCAUGCUCAACAGUCAGGCGCUCUAUAAGGAGGACUUUGAAAAGAACAAGGGGAAAGGUUUCAGCGUGGUGGCCGACACUCCGGAGAUGCAGAGAGUGAAGAAGACACAAGACCAGAUCAGUCACGCUCUUUACAAGGAGGACUUUGAAAAGAGCAAAGGGAAAGGUUUCAGCGUGGUGGUCGACACUCCGGAGAUGCAGAGACUGAAGAAGACGCAAGACCAGAUCAGUAACAUAAAGUACCAUGAAGAGUUUGAAAAGAGCAGGAUUCGAAGUGACGCACCUCCUCCUGAGAACAGACAAGACAAUGAUGAACAACCAUCCAACCCUGAGAGAAUCAGUCAGCCGGUCGGACAAACGCGCCCUGCAGCUGUUGCACCACCUAGUGGAGAGAGACGUUACCAGGCCGUGUACAGCUACACGGCUGCAGAGGCAGAUGAAGUUUCUCUGCAGGAAGGCGACCUGCUCUCAGAGGUGGAGCCGAUAGACGAAGGGUGGAUGUUCGGGUGCAACCAGCGCACGGGGCAGCGGGGAAUGCUGCCGGCCAACUACGUCAGGCCCGUGUGAGACAAGGAGACACGAGGCGGUCUGUUAAUCUGUCGUCACCAUCAACAGUCAGGCUUCUACUCAAAAUCACCCUUUUGCAAAUUAAAAAUCUAGAAUUGUACUUCAGUACAGUACUCGAGUAAGUGUACUUUGUUAUCACUGAUGAAUAAUAAAACACA